AUGAAUAUCACAGUAUUUAGGAGUGAUGAAGAGGGAACGAAAAAAGUGUUGAUGAAAGUAAUUCUUUAUGGUUUCAUUCUUUCCAGCAUGAAGGCUCCUAUAUCAGCAAAUGACAGUGAUGAUAUAUUAGAAUCAGUGGCGUUGUUCAAGUAUAAUCAAGAAGAUCUUAUUUC
Molecule: messenger RNA, 173 nt
Organism: Entrophospora sp. SA101
Lineage: Eukaryota; Fungi; Glomeromycota; Glomeromycetes; Entrophosporales; Entrophosporaceae
Source: the annotation of a GenBank genome assembly